Molecule: messenger RNA, 1015 nt
Organism: Exophiala mesophila
Lineage: Eukaryota; Fungi; Ascomycota; Eurotiomycetes; Chaetothyriales; Herpotrichiellaceae
Exons: 3
Coding region: 1-906 (301 amino acids)
Source: RefSeq, a predicted model, not a curated record
AUGAAUCCGUCGCAUCAUGAUUAUCACCUCGACGAUGAGUAUGAAUAUGAAUAUGAAUAUGACACAAAUGAAACAGAGACAUUCUAUGUUGACCUUGACCUGUCAUCUCUAAACUCCGGCCAAAAGCCGACUGUCAACAACAGCUCCCGCUCUAGAAAGGGCCCUGUCUCUUCGAUCAAGAAAAGAGAACUCUCCCAAUCCGCAGAACCUGAUGAAGCCUCUCCUAACGCGGCAAAUCCAGAUGGCGAUGACGAGACAGCGACACGGGCUUCGCCUUCAGGCGCCACAAGCGUUGAAGAUGUUGGUACUGGUCUCGGGGCCAAGUUGGAAAUCUUAGACAUCAACACCAUCAAUCCCAUCGUGGCAUACAAAGGCCAUGUCUUCAGUUGUACCUGGGCGGACAUGGUUGGCACCAACAUGUUCUUUAGUCAGCCUCAGGCUGUGCCAGAUGCCCAACCACUGCGCUCGACUGACGAUUACGACUUGAUAGCAACUUCACGCAUCAAACUUGUGGGUCAGCGGGCUAGUCUGAAGAACAUCCCGGUCAGGAAACGACGUCGACUUAACCAAGAAGAGAACGAUGAAGACUCUGCGAGCGAGGUCAAAGAAGGCCGCAGCCUCGGCACCAUGUAUCGCAGCAACCCUAAGGUCAACAUCCAGUUGAAAAACCAGGCUGCCUUCUUGGACAGACUCAUGGACAUCAAGCAGAGCCGCGGCGAACAGGAUUUAGUUCGCACCUACGCCGACGAAAGAGUUGCUUCAAGCAUUCAGGCACAGAUGAGUGAGACUACGCUGCGGAAAAUAGACUCUUUGAACCGAAAAGUUGUCAAAGGAGAUGCAGAAGCUUUGCAGCAAUUGCAAAAGGUCUAUACUCGAUUAGAUGACAAGGCUAUUGAAUCCACAUGAGAUACGUCUGGCGACACUGUAGCGCCCGUCAAUCCUUGCAUGUAUACACCUCACAAAAAAGAGAAGGCCGCUUCAUCAGAGACGCCAAAUAUCAGUCCAUGUCCAUGAC